Molecule: messenger RNA, 2439 nt
Organism: Marasmius oreades (fairy-ring Marasmius)
Lineage: Eukaryota; Fungi; Basidiomycota; Agaricomycetes; Agaricales; Marasmiaceae
Exons: 11
Coding region: 27-1058 (343 amino acids)
Biological process (GO): mitochondrial magnesium ion transmembrane transport
Cellular component (GO): mitochondrial inner membrane
Molecular function (GO): magnesium ion transmembrane transporter activity
Source: RefSeq, a predicted model, not a curated record
UCAGCGUUUUCCUCUCCCAUCUGCGGAUGCAUACAGGGUUCUGGAAGUCCCUCUCGAACCAUGUAGCAAGUCAUCCCCAUGUAAUUUUCUGCAACCGAUCUCUUUCCUCAUACGUUGAACGGUAUCCUCUACGAAAAAACCAUAAAACUUCGUGUCAAAGAUGGAGGAGAGCUUGCGGGGGAGGAACGUUCUCAUAUCCGAUCGGUACUCUCAAGGUUCAGGGCUCUGGGUCAGCAAUAAGAGCCAUAUCAUGGUUCAAGAAGGUACAGAGAUCACACUUAACAGGACCGACUGUUGCAGAGGAGGAAGCGGGGAAAGCCGCUAUUCUGGAGAAGGUCAUGACGGGUCGUCAUCCUACCGACCUCAUGCUUCGAUGUACGGUGUUGGAUGCAGAAGGAAACGUGAAGACCAUCUCAGGGCAGUUCAACCGAUCUGAAAUUAGCUCGGAACACCAGCUCAACCCUCGUGAUCUCAGGAAGAUUGAUUCUCGAGUUCCAAAUCUUGUUCCCACUAUUCUUGUGAGGAAAGAAGCUUUUUUGGUUAACAUCUUACACAUUCGUGCUUUGAUCAAGGCAGACACUGUCAUUCUCUUUGACACUUAUGGGUCUUCAGACUCACGACUCCAUUCCGUUUUCCUCUACCACCUUGAACAUAACCUGAAGAUCAAGGGACCAGGCCUACCAUAUGAAUUUAGAGCUCUUGAGUCUAUUCUCCUCUCUGUCAUGAGUGCCCUGGAGGCCGAACUUGUUUUCAUCCGUAAUUUGGUCGGCGGAUUACUCGCCGAGUUGGAGGACAACAUUGACCAUGACCGGUUCAAACGUUUACUCCAUUACUCGCGAAAAUUGGUCAGUUUUCAAAGUCGAGCUAGACUGGUUUGUGAGGCCCUGGAAGAAGUCUUGGAACAAGACGAAGACCUGAUCGCCAUGUACCUUAGCGACAAGAAGAAAGGAAUGGAGCGUGAGCUUCAUGAUCAUAAGGACUUAGAAGACCUUCUAGAGACGUUCUCGAAACAAGUGGAAGAGAUAGUAAACGAAGUGGCGAAUCUAGAGGUAAGCUGACCGUUCUUUGUCCCCUUGAAUGACUUUCAAUCAGUUGAGGGAAUGAUCGUAGAGCAAUGUACAAUCUACCCAAGAAAUAGUAGAACUUAUCAUAGACUCUAAUCGUAAUGCACUAUUAGCACUUGAUCUUCAGGUAUCUAUUGCCACUUUUGGAGUGGGCAGUGGAGCACUUGUUGUUGGGGCAUUCGGUAUGAAUUUGAUGAACCACAUGGAAUCUCACCCUUUCGCGUUCUACGGCAUGACACUCUUCUCGGGUGCCCUUGCUUUCCUUGCGUCCUAUGUUUGUUUCCGCAAGUUAUCCCAUAUCCGUAACAUUGGACUUUCUAGGAACGCAGGCAGUAGCAGUCAAGUUCAACAGCGCGCACGUUGGCGACUGCCUUUACCUCUCCGCCGACGAGGCGGGGAUGGCUGGUUCUAGUACUUCACCAACUUCACCAGUCAUGUAGUGAUUUUAGGUUCAGUCGCCACGUCUCUUUCUGAGACUUUGAAUGGCCCAGAACCUGCUCUUUCGUCAAUUUAUCCACACGCCCUAGUGUUUCUGUAUUUUGGAAUGAUAUCAAGUAUGGACCUGAACGCUCAAAAAACGGUCACGAUACAUACAACCUAAAUCGACAGUAAGAACGACAGUCUUACCCAUGUGGCACAGGCGCACCCUUGGCGAUCCUCGGCUGUCGACAGCUCCAGAGUAAAAACGUUGGGGUUGGGUGUUAUGGCGGCGCGUGGGGUUCAAGAUCCGGGCGUACAUAUGUUUUAAUUUCGCAAAGGCAAAAAAAAAAGAACGUUUCACAAAGUUUCAUUGACGUUUUGUUUGGACAUCUGUUCUUGAGAGAGUAAAGAGUAUAAUUGACGUUUGUCUCUGGGCAUGCGUUUCUGCUGCUUCCCCCGAAUCCCCGUGAAUCCCGUGGCACUCGAUCCGAAGAACAUGUGUUCGUUCGAGAUGUGACUUCCUUCAAAUCUAUCAGAAUAUACAUGUCCCUUACUACAUGUUGUGGUUGUACACUACGACUGAGGACAGUAUGGUAGUAAAAGCCGGAGGUCCGCCAGGAAGCUACAACCAAACGUGGAGAUGGAUGGGAAGGAGCUGGGUCCUCGGAUCAUCGAAUCCAAAGGACAGAGGGAGGUCGACGAGGCGAGCCAGGGGCAGCGCCAACCUAUGUUCAAUAAGAUCCGUUUGAAUCAGGACGUUCACGGUCGUGUCAUGGACUCGUUCAAUGGGGGAAACACCCUCGGACCGUAUGCUAUAUGCGACGUGUACAAUCUAGGGACCUGGGCCAAAGAGCUACCAGGAGUUCGACUAUUCGGGAUGAGUGGAAUUGAAUCUGGCCCAUGUCCUCCUGAAUGCAGAGCGCGUAAUGAUGCGCGAUGUCUCAUUGCCGCCGCC